Molecule: messenger RNA, 3981 nt
Organism: Plodia interpunctella (Indianmeal moth)
Lineage: Eukaryota; Metazoa; Arthropoda; Insecta; Lepidoptera; Pyralidae
Gene: mib1
Product: mind bomb 1
Exons: 18
Coding region: 95-3271 (1058 amino acids)
Biological process (GO): protein ubiquitination; Notch signaling pathway; endocytosis
Cellular component (GO): cytoplasm
Molecular function (GO): protein binding; ubiquitin-protein transferase activity; zinc ion binding
Source: RefSeq, a predicted model, not a curated record
GAACAAGUGUCAAAAGUUUGUAAAGUGAAGGGUGUUGAACAAUUUUUACGGGCAAAGUAAAAUAACUAAUAUUAUUGAACAAAUUUCUAUAAACAUGGAGUCUAAUGUUCCUGGUGUCUCGGCAUCUUCAAGAGCCACUAGAUUCAUGAUGGAAGGUGUAGGUGCUAGAGUAAUACGAGGACCUGAUUGGAAGUGGGGCAAACAGGAUGGAGGCGAGGGACAUGUAGGGACUGUAAGAAACUUUGAGUCUCCUGAAGAAGUGGUUGUAGUUUGGGACAAUGGUACAGCUGCCAACUAUAGGUGUUCAGGAGCUUAUGAUUUAAGAAUACUAGAUAGUGCCCCAACAGGAGUGAAACAUGAAGGAACAAUGUGUGAUACUUGUAGACAGCAACCAAUUUUUGGAAUACGGUGGAAAUGUGCCGAAUGCAGUAAUUAUGAUCUAUGUUCUGUAUGUUAUCAUGGAGAUAAGCAUAAUUUGCGGCAUAGGUUUUAUCGUAUUAGUGCACCUGGGGCUCAAAGAUGUUUGGUUGAGCCACGUCGCAAAAGUAAAAAGCAAGCUGUCAGAGGUAUAUUCCCAGGAGCAAGAGUUGUUAGAGGGGUAGAUUGGCAAUGGGAAGAUCAAGAUGGUGGUAAUGGUAGACGUGGCAAAGUUAAUGAGAUUCAAGACUGGUCGGCAGCCAGCCCUCGCUCAGCUGCUUAUAUCGUGUGGGACAAUGGCACUAAGAAUUUGUAUAGAGUAGGAUUUGAAGGAAUGGCAGACUUAAAGGUUGUCAAUGAUGUAAAAGGACAAAAUGUGUACAAGGAACAUUUGCCAUUAUUGGGAGAAUUGGGUCCUGGUCGGACAGGUCCUCAUGGACUGCAAGUUGGGGACCAAGUAAAUGUAGACCUGGACUUGGAGAUAGUCCAGUCACUGCAGCAUGGUCAUGGGGGAUGGACAGAUGGCAUGUUCGAAUGCCUGGGAUCCACUGGAACUGUUGUUGGUAUUGAUGAAGAUCAUGAUAUUGUGGUUACCUAUGCCAGUGGUAAUAGGUGGACAUUCAACCCUGCUGUUUUAACUAAGGUGUGCAGCGGAGCGGCGGGCGCGGGCGCGGGCGCGGGCGCGGGCGCGGGCGCGGGCGCGGCGGCGGGCGCCUUCGCGGUGGGCGACCUGGUGCAGGUGUGCGCCGACCAGGAGCGCGUCAAGACGCUGCAGUGCGGACACGGCGAGUGGGCGGAGGCUAUGGCUCCUACUCUUGGAAAAAUAGGUCGUGUGCAGCAAAUAUACCACGAUAACGAUCUCAAAGUUGAAGUUUGCAAUACAUCAUGGACUUACAAUCCAAAAGCCGUAACCAAAGUAGCAUCGUCUGAUGGAAGUAUCCCAGGAAACUCGUCAGGUGAACGUUUAUCAGCGCUUCUGAAGACACUGUUCGAGUCCCACGUGACCGGGGACGCUAAUGAAGAACUAGUAAAGGCUGCUGCCAACGGUGACGCGGCGCGUUGUGCCGAAAUACUGGCGAGGUCCGACGGGGCCGCUGAUGUUAAUGGCGUGUAUGGUGGUCACACCGCUCUGCAGGCGGCCGCCCAGAACGGUCAUGUGGAAGUGAUCCGUACGCUGGUGGAGCGCGGGGCAGAGGCGGACGCGGAGGACCGCGACGGCGACCGCGCCGCGCACCACGCCGCCUUCGGGGACGAGCCCGCCGCGCUGCGCGCGCUCGCCGCCGCCGGCGCUGACCUCAACGCCAGAAAUCGGCGACGACAAACCCCGCUGCACAUCGCCGUCAACAAAGGGCACUUAGGGGUCGUCCGAACACUGUUGCAACUGAGAGUGCACCCUAGUCUUCAGGAUUCUGAAGGUGACACAGCUUUGCACGAUGCCAUCACCAAGAAACGUGAUGAUAUGCUGACUCUGUUGUUGGAGCACGGCGCCGACAUGACGCUUACAAACAACAAUGGAUUCAACGCCCUUCAUCACGCUGCACUUCGCGGCAAUCCAAGCGCCAUGAAGAUAAUGCUGGGCAAGUCGCGGCCAUGGAUCGUGGACGAAGCGAAGGACGACGGCUACACGGCCCUUCACCUUGCGGCCCUAAACAACCACGCGGAAGUCGCUGAGCUCCUGCUAUGCGCUGGCGCACGUCCGUACCUCCAGAACGCUAACUUGCAAACUGCGCUCCAUCUGGCGGUCGAGAGGCAGCACACGCAGAUAGUGCGCUUGCUGGUGGCGCACGGAGCUGACCUUAAUAUAUGUGAUAAGGACGGCGACACGCCUCUGCACGAAGCGUUGCGGCACCACACGCUGCAACAGUUGAGGCAACUACAGGACGCGCGCGGCGCGCCUCUCCUCACCGGGCUGGCGCACACCCACGACAAGAAAUCCUCCGCGUCCAUCGCCUGCUUCCUGGCGGCCCGGGGAGCUGACCUCACCAUUAAGAACAAGAAAGGUCAAACCCCAUUAGACCUGUGUCCUGAUCCAAACCUCUGCAAGACGUUAACGACGUGUCGUAAAGAAGGAACUGGGGGUAUAUUGGAUAAAGUGACUCCGGAUAGCGAGCAAAGUUCAUUGAGCAUAGCGAGUGGAAGCGGGAGCGGAGGCGCAAGCGGAACCGGAACCGGAAGCGGUGCCAACGCAGCGGCCGGGGAGCCCGCCGCUGUCGCCAGCGGGAGUUCCACUCAAAUGUGCCAGUUCGAACUCACUUCAGACGAGUGCCUUAUUUGCUCUGAUGCGAAACGUGAUACAUUAUUCAGGCCCUGCGGACACAUAUGCUGCUGCAGCGUUUGUGCUGCGAGGGUAAAGAAGUGCCUGAUCUGCCGGUCGUGUGUGUCCGGACGGCAGCGCAUGCGCGAGUGCGUGGUGUGCUCGGAGGCGCCCGCCAGCGUGGUGUUCCGGCCCUGCGGCGACGUGUGCGCGUGCGCCGCCUGCGCGCCGCUCAUGCGCAAGUGCGUGGAGUGCCGCACGCCCGUGCUGCCGCCGCUCAAGCCGCCGCCCGAGCCCAACAACAAAGAUGUAGAAAAGGACAACAGCCAAGCUGCGCCGAUGAACAAAGGUCAAGCCGCAGGCGCGGGCACUCCACUCGUGGUCAACAACCUGGAGCCGCGCGCGCCGGCCGCCGACGUGCAAAAGUUACAACAACAACUGCAGCACAUCAAGGAACAGACGAUGUGCCCUAUAUGCUUGGACCGACUAAAGAACAUGAUAUUCCUAUGCGGACACGGGAUGUGCCAAAUGUGCGGUGACCGCAUCACCGUGUGCCCCAUCUGCCGCAAACAGGUUGAAAAGCGCAUAUUGCUCUACUAGCUAGCUGGCAACGUGGCCAGACUAUCUGCUGAUUUUUCUGAAAGUCACUAAUUUCAUGCAUGGUAACAGUUAGUACGAUAUUGAAUACCUAAAAGCAAUAGCGGUAAUUCUGUAUACUAAACGAAAGAGAUAAUAAGAAGCAUUAAGCCUAGAAAAUGUAAUCUCAACGUGACCUUUUGUAACCUCUAAUUAUUGUUACACAUUGUUAUUCUUACGAUGAGGUAAUCUAUGAGACUGGCAGGCAAUCUAACCUUAGAUGUCGCCGGUGUAGUUGAGGAGUUGAGGUCAUCCUAUUUGUCUAGCUCUGUGUGCUUUCAACUGUCACUGUCACUAGCAAAUGCCAUGCGCACUCGAUCUUGGCGCAAUUGAUUGUAAAUUCAAAUGACCUCCAGUUUCACAAAUGCCAUCUACCGAAAAUAGAAGGCGAACAUGAGCCCAAUGGAACAUUAGCCUCAGACACCAGUUACUCGUUAAAUACAGGGCGCUCAAUAGUACAGCACUCUUUAAAAUACAUUACCUUAUUAGGAAUAAUCUUUGUAUAACUCAGUGUAAGUGGUAUCGAUGAAAAAGCGACAUGUUACAACCUAUCAAUCGUAUGGUUCAAGAGUAUAUUUUAAUUAGUCUGAAGUAAGUGGCGUUAUCUCAUCUUAAAAAGCUGAGGUGUUCGGUUCGUAAUCCGAACGCCUCCGCAACAUGUACCUUCAUACUUU